UGUUCUUUUUGAUGACGUAGGAAACAAAUUGAUGUGUCAAGAUUUUUAUCCGAUAAAAAGCAAAAUUGUAAUUCAAAAUAAAACAGGAAUAUUUUCACUUAUUAAAUCAAUAAAAUGGUUUCGCUGAUUCAAACUAUAGAUACAGGCCAUGAAGAUAUGAUACAUGACGCUGAAGUUGAUUACUAUGGAUUGAGAUUAGCAACUUGUUCUUCGGAUAAUAGCGUAAAAGUUUAUGAUAUAAAAAAUGGGCAUGCCUUACUAGACGAUUUGAAAGGACAUUUUGGCCCUGUUUGGCAAAUAGCUUGGAGUCACCCUAAGUUUGGAAAUUUAUUAGCUUCUUGUUCUUACGACAAGAAAGUCAUUAUAUGGAAAGAAACAAAUGGCAAAUUUAGUAAAUAUUAUGAAUAUGCAAACCAUGACUCCAGUGUUAAUUCUGUUCAAUUUGCUCCUGCCGAGUUUGGUCUUAUAUUGGCUUGUGGAAGUAGUGAUGGUUCGAUAUCUAUUCUUACAUACAUUAUGGAAAGCAAUUCAUGGGAUGCUAAGAAAAUUCAAAAUGCUCACGCAAUAGGAUGUAAUGCAGUCUCUUGGGCUCCUGCGAUUUUUCCGGAGUCUGCACUUGAUAACAACAGUGAACCAUCUUUAAAGAAGAUGCUGGUGUCUGGUGGUUGUGACAAUUUGGUUAAAAUAUGGAAAGAAGAUCAGGAUCGAUGGGUUGAGGUAUCUAAACUUGAGGUUCAUUCUGAUUGGGUGAGAGAUGUAGCAUGGGCACCUUCAGCUGGUCUUCAUCAGCAUACCAUUGCAAGUUGUUCACAAGAUAGAAGGGUAAUCAUAUGGACUAGUGAUGAUGCUAUAUCUUGGAACUCUACUGUUCUCCAUACUUUUGAUGAUGUUGUUUGGAAUGUCAGUUGGUGUCUAUAUGGAAAUGUUCUCAGUGUUUCUGGGGGUGAUAAUAAAGUAACAGUUUGGAAACAAAGUUUAGAAGGAAAUUGGCAAUGUAUCAGUAGCGAUGUUUCUAAAAGCCCAGGACAAAUUAAUCAGUGAAUAGUGACACACUGAUGUAAAGAUUGUACUAAAAUUUUAUAUUCACAUGAAUUCUCUGAAAAUACAAAUAACGAAUUAUUGUUAA
Molecule: messenger RNA, 1126 nt
Organism: Coccinella septempunctata (seven-spotted ladybird)
Lineage: Eukaryota; Metazoa; Arthropoda; Insecta; Coleoptera; Coccinellidae
Product: protein SEC13 homolog
Exons: 2
Coding region: 115-1041 (308 amino acids)
Biological process (GO): protein import into nucleus; COPII-coated vesicle budding; positive regulation of TOR signaling
Cellular component (GO): nuclear pore outer ring; COPII vesicle coat
Molecular function (GO): structural molecule activity; protein binding
Source: RefSeq, a predicted model, not a curated record